AUGGCUACACAGAAAAAACACAUUGAAGAGAUAAGAAGGAAAAAGUUCUCAAUUGGUGGCAACCAAAACCCUUUGACUGAGGACCUUCAUCAUGCUGUUAAGAAUCUCUCAGAUGAACUUUAUACCAAAGAUAUUCAUUUCCUCAUGGAGCUCAUUCAGAAUGCUGAAGAUAACCACUAUAAUGAAGGAGUGAGUCCAACGUUGGAGUUCAUCAUAACUUCAAAGGACAUAACAGCUACCGGUGCUCCAGCCACGUUACUUAUUUUCAACAAUGAAAAGGGUUUCUCCCCACAAAACAUUGAGUCUAUCUGCAGUGUUGGACGAUCAACAAAGAAAGGCAAUAGGAGCAGCGGUUACAUAGGCGAAAAAGGAAUUGGUUUCAAGAGUGUCUUUCUGGUUACUUCUCAGCCUUAUAUUUUUAGCAACGGAUAUCAGAUAAGGUUCAGUGAGAGGCCAUGUCCACAUUGCAGUCUCGGGUAUAUAGUUCCUGAAUGGGUUGAGGAGAAGCCAACCCUUCAUGACAUAGAGCAGAUAUACGGUGCUGGUAAAGAUUCCCUUCCAACUACAAUAAUUGUCUUGCCUCUGAAGCCGGACAAGAUUGAACCUGUGAAAAAGCAGCUCUCAAGCAUUCACCCGGAAGUUUUACUUUUCCUUUCGAAAAUCAGAAACCUUUCUGUCAGAGAAGAUAACGAGAAUCCCAAAAAGAACACUGUAACUGCUGUGUCUAUUUCAAGUGAGAUCAACUUUGUGACAAGGAAAAACAUGAAUGCUGAGUCUUACACAAUCAAUCUAUCUGCGGGAGAAAAUAGAAGUGAUGAAAAGCAAUGCAGCUACUACAUGUGGAAACAAAGGUUUCCUGUCAAGUUGGAAAAUGUGGUGGAAAGAAGAAUGGAUGUGGAAGAGUGUGUUGUAACAUUGGCCUUCCCAUUUGAGGAGAGGCUUCACAUUCACAAGGUUAAAAGGCUUCGCACGGAUAAGAGCUCUCCUGGGGUUUAUGCAUUUCUUCCUACAGAUAUGGUUACUAAUUUGCCCUUCAUAAUUCAAGCAGAUUUUGUCCUUUCCUCAUCAAGGGAGACAAUUCUCUUGGAUGAUAAGUGGAAUCAAGGGAUACUUGAAUAUGUUCCAUCAGCUUUUGUAGAUGCGUUCAAAACACUUGUCACAGGAUCAGAUGCAGCUCCGGUGUCCAACUUGCCUAUUAUGUUCAAAUUCCUUCCAAUUCAUCAUACUCCUUUAGAGAAUUUCAGUCGCGUGUGUGAAAAAAUCAAAGAAAAACUGCUUGAAGAAAAAAUUAUUCCUAUUGAGACAUUCACAGAUCAGAAGCACUUCUGUAAACCUAGUGAAGUACGCAGGCUACUACCUAAGUUUUGGAAUAUUUUGACAAUGGCCAAAGAGGAAGAAGUGUACUUGCUUGACCUAUCUUCUCAUGAUGGGAGGAAAAUCUUGAAUUCUUCAUUUGAUAAAAGAAAGUAUGGUGCAAUACUCAAUUUCUUAGGGGUGAAACUAGUGGAGGUUGAUUGGUAUGCAAACUGUAUACAGAAUUGUAAUCUUGUCGAUGGAGUAUCAGAUAAUCUCUAUCUUGAGAUUUUAAUGUUUUUUGCUAAAAAUUGGUCUAUUAAAAAGUUGAAUAACUCCAAUAUCAUUAAUAUCCCAUUGAUUAAAUAUGUUUCUUCUGAUGGGACUCCGUCUUUUUUCACUAUCGAAGAAUGCAGACAGAAAGAAGCAGGUGCCAAGCGAGUAAUACUAGCAGACUCAAGUCAGACUUCUUUUUUGAUCAAUUGGAACAAAACAUUUGGAAAUGCAGCAAACCAGUUUUUCAUGCCAGAAAGCACACAGCAAGCUAUCUCGAAGAAGAAGGAUUUGUUAGAUUGGCUUGCAGAUAAUGUUAAUGUUGACAGGCUGAAUUGGUACAUUUUUGCAAAUGGCCUCUCCAGUUCGAUUAAAAGUAACCGCAAGCUUGCCAUUGCAUUUGCUCAUUUCUUAUACCACUCUUUGUCAGCGGGUUAUUUGUCAAGUCAGGAGGUUGAUGAUUUAUGUAGUUCUAUGCCACUUGUGGACAAGCAAGGACGUGUAAAAAAAAGCAGAAACGGAGUUCUUCUGCCUGCAAAUGUUAGCAAAUGGGCAGACUUAAUGGUUUCUAAUCCAUGGAUAAAUGAAGGUUAUGUUGAACUAGGAAAGGCGUACCUAAACACAUCUUAUGCAGGCCAAACUACAGAUUCUGAGAAGUUUAUUGAAUUUCUCAAAACUCAUGUUGGAGCUUCUGACAUACCUCAUCUAUCUCCUCCAAAUGCUGGAUUUUCAGCUGCGGAUACACGACUUACCAAAGACAAUGCUUUUUUACUUUUGGAUUGGAUUCGGGAUCUGAAGCAUAAGAGAGUUCCCCUACCGGAGAAGUUCUUAGAAUGCAUAAAAGAAGGAAACUGGCUUAAAGUUACAGGCAAUGAAUACAUGUCUCCCUCAAAGUCAUUCUUAAUUGGUUCAUUGGGAAAAAUUUUGCAAAGUGGUUCAGUUCUUGUUGACAUUCCCUUUAUUGACGAGAGUUUCUAUGGGGAUAGAAUAAAUGAAUACAAAGAAGAGUUGAAAACAAUUGGAGUGAUGUUCAAUUGUGAGGAAGCAUGUGCAUUCAUCGGAAAAGAACUAAUGACUCGUGCAGCUUCUAUCUCUUUAACCAGGAGUCAUGUUCUUAUGAUGCUUAACUUCAUCCAAUAUCUCUGGAGAAAUCAUCUUCCUUUGGACGAUUUUGUCAACAAAAUCAAAGAGGGAAGUUGGCUAAAGACAUCUUAUGGUCUUAGGUCACCUGAGGGAUCGGUAUUGAAUGAUUCAGAAUGGGAAGUUGCAUCGCAAAUUAGCGAUAUCCCUUUCAUUGAUCAUUCUUAUUAUGGUAAGGAAAUAUUUAGUUACAAAGAGGAGCUCAAGUUGUUGGGGGUGAUUAUUAACUUACAUGGGAAUUACCAAGUUGUCAUUCAGCAUUUAAAGUCACAAUCCAACUUGGCCUCUUUGACAGCUGAGGCUGUUUAUCUGAUAAUGGAAUGCAUCAAAUGCUCAAAUGUUCCGAUCGGAGUCUUAAAUUCAAUAAAGGGAGUGAGCUGCUUGAAGACAAACAUGGGUUUCAAAAUACCAAGUGAAUGUUUUUUGUAUGACCAAGUGUGGGGCUGCAUUUUGUAUGUAUUCAAUGAUCUUCCUGUUAUCGAUCAUAAAUUUUACGGGGAGAAGAUUUUCUCAUACAAAGAUGAACUAAGGAAAAUCGGGGUGGUGGUUGAUUUUGAGAAUGCUAUAAAACUAUUUGCUUUUCUCUUCAAAAAAAAGGCAUUGGAAACUUCAAUUAACCAAGAACAUGUUAUUUCAUUUCUCAAAUGUUACAGGCAGCUGGAAGGAAUGUUUCCUUCUGAUUUCUUAACCAUCAUACGUACAACGAAGUGGUUGCAUACUAGUGUUGGUGGUUUUAGGUGGCCGAGAAAUUGCAUUUUAAAUGGUCCGGAGUGGGAAUCUAUAUCUCCUAUAACCCGUCUCCCUUUCAUCGGUUACAGUGACAAAUGUUAUGGUUACAUGAAAGAGCUGAAGAGCAUCGGUGUUGUUACUGAAUUGAAAGAUGGAUUAAAGUUUGUGUCUGAUUGUCUGAAUUUUCCUUCAGAUCCCUCCACCAUUAGUCCUCAAAGUGUUUUUUCGUUGCUUGAAUGCAUCCAACUUCUAAUGCAAGAAAAUGAGCUUGGAUUAACUUAUGUUUUCAGAGAAAUAUUGUCCGGAAAUUGGUUGAAGACACAUGCUGGUUAUAGGCCUCCAGCGAAGUGUUUAUUGUUUGAUUCCAAGUGGAGUUCUUACUUGAAUCCAACUGAUGGACCUUUUAUUGAUGAGGAUUUUUAUGGACCUAAAAUUGCAUCUUUCCAAAAAGAACUCAAUGCAAUAGGGGUCAUUAGUGAAGUUGGGAAAGGGUGCUCUUUACUUGCCAGUCACGCUGAGUCUCUCUCUGAUCACGAUAACAUCGUGAAAAUAUAUUUGUACUUAUAUAAGCACACCUGGAAACCUCAGGAGAAAACUGCGAGCAAGAUUUGGAUUCCAGAUGGAAAUAAUGGUGGUAAGUGGGUUGAUUCUAAAGAAUGCAUCAUACAAGACCCUGCUAAACUUUUUGGUUCAAAAUUUUAUGUUCUAGAAGAUAUCUAUGAUCACGAUAACAGUAUUGUUCCUUUUCUCGACUUUAUAAUGAAAGUCAAGAAUAAGCCCUCCGUAGAAGAUUAUGUUGAUCUAUGGAAUGAUUGGGGGAGUUCAAUGAAGCAGUUGCAAUAUGAUGAUUGCUACAAGUUUUGGACAUCUAUCUCAAAACAUUUGAGCGCAUAUGAAGAGAAAAAACUUGCCGCGGAGAGUUUGAUGAAACUACCUGCAACAUCAGGAAAUAAUGAAAUAUUUCUGGUAGAUAAGAAAGAUGCUUUUAUUCCUGAUAAUCUUCACAUGAAGAAGCUUUUUGAGCAGGAGAAAGUUUUUGUAUGGUAUCCUCAGUAUAACAUGACACCAUCGUCCAAGUCUGAUAACAAUGCACCAUUGUCCAAGUCUAAACUAUCCGACAUUUACAGAAAUAUUGGUGUUAGAAAUAUCUCUGAAUCACUAUGCAAAGAUGAAUCAUCCUUGGUGAAUGAUGGUGAUAAACUGAACUGUGUUGAUCCAAAUGACAUUUUCAACUUAAAGGGGUUGGUUAGGCUUAUUCUUAGUUUUCUUGCAUUACCUAAACUGAAAAUGGAACCAAAAAAGAGACACGAAGCUGUUCAAAGUCUUACCAACUUGAGUUUCUACGAGACAACGGAGCCAAUCAAUGUAAGCUAUUGUUUAUCAUUAUCAUCAGGAGACAUCAUUACAAAGAAAGCAAACAAAAGGGCGCGUUUGGAAAGUCGAAGGUUUAUCAUCCAGAAGAUGAAUGAAGUUCCCGGUGAUGAAUUGAAAUCUGCUAUAAGUUUCUCUGAAGCGGUAUCUGAAGGCAUUUUGCGUGAGAAACCUGAUCAUGUUGCUGCACUUUCUGAACUAAUCACAUUAGGUUUUGUUGUGAAAUUUAAAAAAGAAGAAAUUGAUGUUCUAAUGGAAUCCAAGAAUCUGCAGAUUGAGCACGAGGAUGAGGAGUUUCUCGGUUCCGCGUUUCCUUCUGGCUAA
Molecule: messenger RNA, 5130 nt
Organism: Trifolium pratense (red clover)
Lineage: Eukaryota; Viridiplantae; Streptophyta; Magnoliopsida; Fabales; Fabaceae
Exons: 4
Coding region: 1-5130 (1709 amino acids)
Source: RefSeq, a predicted model, not a curated record